GGGAAAAACGGGAGGCCCCCAAAACCGUGGUUGGGACCAGGGGUUCUUGUCGGUGAGCGUGAGCCUUGCCCGAUGGUGUGUGUCUGUGUGAGUGUGGCAGUCCAACCCACCACAGAUGCGAGUCCAGUGAACAAUAGGGCAUUGGCGAGAUAUCUGGUGAGAGCUGGGUUUAGUACUCGGUACCGGCUAACCAGACGUUACCUUGUGUAUCCGGGUCUUUUUUUCCGGUGAUGCGAGCUGCUGCUAGUGCGGCUGUUUUUGACGACAUAUCCGUGAUGCGGCUAUUGUUUGACUGCGAACCGGCUUUUGUCUUUUUCACUGCAAGCAUUUCUUUUGUUUCUGUCUUUAUUUCCUUGUACCUUUCUACUUUUUUUGCUUGUUCAUCCUUCCAUCCCCCUGCAGGCCAAGACUGGGUUCCCUCUCCCUCCCAUCGUCUGGCUCUGACCUCAUCAACGCCGCAUCUGCCCCAGCUUCGGGCGCUAGCCGCCCACCCGCCCCUCCGCUACUGGAGCCCCCGGCAAGCCGCUACCAGCUGGGUACAGGGGAUCUGCCAGCGCACCUUUGGCGGGCAGUGCAGCGAUGCCUUGCCCUGUCUGCCUGCCCGGGGCCGCUGCCAAGCAACAGCUGCAGCUUCAGGUGCUGGCUGCUUGCCCCUCUACCCAAAAGCACGGUCUGCCCUGCGCAGCACAGCUUUCUUGCCAUCAACACCGUCGCUACUUUGCCUUUUUCGCCGUUUUCUGUGUCGUCACGCACCCUUUGUUUGCCUUGCAAUCCUUCUUCCGCCGCCUCCAACCCCGACUCGGCCAGCACUCGUCCUCAUCGCCAUGUGCGCAAGAUGAGCUUCCUAAAGACAAGGUUCCCCUCCCCGCCCCCUCCUGCUACUGCUACUCUUCGCCCACCCCCUCCAUGAAAAAUAGCCGUGGUAUCAACACAGGUUGUGCAAAAUGUUUGGCUGCAGCUGCUGAUCGCGGCCUGCCUCAUCUUGUGCUUUCUGCCUAUCUCUUUAUCCACCCCACGUCGCCAUCCCACAGCACCAGCUGCCAAAACAAGUCACAGGUCACGGCCAGCGUUGCAAAGCACCCGCGUGGUGGGCGGCCACAACCCCAAAUCCGCAACGCUUACUGGCUGCGCUGCUGGUUAAGCUAGCCUGGGGGAGCCGCCCUGUGGAAACCUUUUGACGCUCUGGUCCUUUUCUGCGCGUUUCCCUGCCUGUUUCUCUUUUCUGCCCUCAUCCCCGGUUUUUGCACGCGCCGUCUCUCCCGAGUUUGCUGCUGCGCUGCGCCGGUGCAAUAGCUGCCUGCUCGCCUUGUUAUUUCUUUGCUUCUUUUUGCCUAGUAUCGCCAGUCUUUGCUAACCACGAAUCUUUGUCGCGCAUACAGAGCACAUCAACUGGCCGCCACCAUGACGGCUUCCCCCACAUCGUCCUCCGUCGCCGACGACAUCAACGAAAACACUGCCGAUGAGGAGGAUUCCGAAGACUACUGCAAGGGCGGCUACCACCCUGUCGAGAUUGGCGAGAAGUUCAAGGACGGAAAAUACACAGUAGUCCGCAAACUCGGCUGGGGUCACUUCUCCACCGUCUGGCUCUCGCGCGACAACACCAACGGCAAGCACGUUGCCCUCAAGGUCGUCCGAUCUGCCGCACACUAUACGGAGACAGCCAUCGACGAGAUUAAGCUCCUCAACCGCAUCGUCCAGGCUAAGCCUGAUCACCCCGGCCGCAAGCAUGUCGUCAGCCUCCUCGACUCGUUUGAGCACAAGGGACCUCACGGAACGCACGUGUGCAUGGUCUUUGAGGUUCUAGGUGAGAACUUGCUUGGAUUAAUCAAGAGAUGGAACCAUCGUGGUAUCCCUAUGCCACUCGUAAAGCAAAUCACCAAGCAGGUGCUUCUCGGCCUCGAUUACCUGCACCGUGAAUGUGGCAUCAUUCACACCGAUCUUAAGCCCGAAAACGUCCUCAUUGAAAUCGGCGAUGUCGAGCAGAUUGUUAAGAAGGUGGUCAAGAACGAAACCAACGAUAAAGAGAAUAACCGAAACGGCCGCAGACGCCGCAGAACCCUCAUCACUGGUAGCCAGCCGCUGCCAUCGCCUCUCAACGCUUCCUUCAACCAUACAAAUCUUUUCCCCUCCUCUACCUCACAGCCUAGCUUGGACGCUAUUCUGAGCGAUGGCAAAAAAGACGACUCCAAGUCAGACGAAAAGUCAGCUGAUAUUCUUUCCCGCGAAGUAUCUAGCAUUUCUCUCGAUAAGAACUCAUCAGCAUCGACUGGCGAAAAGCGCAAGGCCGAAGAUGCCAACGCCUCUGAUAUCAUCAGUGUCAAGAUUGCCGACUUGGGCAACGCAUGCUGGGUGAACCACCACUUUACAAACGAUAUUCAGACUCGCCAGUACCGCUCACCAGAAGUCAUUCUGGGUUCCAAGUGGGGAGCUAGCACUGACGUCUGGAGCAUGGCCGCUAUGAUUUUCGAACUUAUUACCGGAGACUACCUCUUCGACCCUCAGUCCGGCACCAAAUACGGCAAGGAUGACGAUCACAUUGCGCAGAUUAUUGAGCUGCUCGGUCCGUUCCCGCGAAGCUGCCUCAACGGUAAAUGGUGCCAGGAGAUCUUCAACCGCAAAGGCGAGCUGCGCAACAUUCAUAGACUGCGACACUGGGCACUUCCCGACGUGCUCCGCGAAAAGUACCACUUUAAGGAGGACGAGGCCAAGCGUAUUGCAGCCUUUUUGACCCCGAUGCUCGAGUUGAUUCCAGAGAAGCGCGCCAAUGCCGGCGGCAUGGCUGGCCACUCGUGGCUUGACGAUACAGCCGGUAUGAAGGGCAUCAAGAUCGAAGGUCUCGAAGUUGGCGGUCUGGGCGAAGGCAUAGAAGGCUGGGCAACGGAAGUGCGGAAGCGCUGAUCUACUUAUGAGGUCUAUAAAAUGAUCCCAACGCUCCUUUUAUAAAAACUGCCACUUCUGCCCGUCUUUUACUUUGUUCUUUUUGCAACACGAGAAAUCAAACACGAUAUGAAUGACGUCGCAAAUGUCGGGUGUAUCCAUGAGAAAGGACUUGCUAUUAGUUCGCAUCGGAGUAUCGCUUUUGACGGCCCCUUUUUUUGUUUGCUGGUUCUUUUUUGGUUUUGGUUAAAGGAGUAGGGAAAGGGGACGGUAGGACGACCAUUUGUCUUUCUGACUCUCACUAUGUUUGUUUUGCAUGAUAGAUAGAUCUUUUGUUUUUUCCUCUGGUUUCUUUGUUGGCUGCCUUUUUUUUGUCUUUGCUGCAAAAUAACGCCGUCUACAAUAUGCAAUAAAUUUACACGCACCAAAGAAUGAAGGGGAGCAGAAUAAAGAGAAAAAUCCAAAUUUAUACACGAUACAACGAUGCAAGUAGCCUUGAAAAAACACAAUGAAUAGAGCUAUAUGAUGAAGAUAGCAAGAUGAAGUGAAGAUGCAAAACGUGCGUGUCAACCUGAUCAAGAAACGAAAAAAAAAUACUCCUGUACUGAUGCUCCCCAACUUGCCUAAUAACAAAAAAGUCGUCAAAGAUGAAUAAGAAAAGAAGAAACCAAAACGAAGUUUUAAGAAGUUCAAGACUUGGCAGUGGAAGUUCUCUUCUUGACGGUGCCUUCUGGCUUGUCAAUACCCGUGGUGCCCUCUUCGCCAUCGGCCUCGACCAUGACGCCGCUAACAUCCUCCUCAUCGUCCUCUUCCUCCACCUUUACUUUGGCAUCGUCAUGCUCGUCUUUAGCAUCGGCCAAGACCUCGUCGAUAAUCUUUUGGCCUUCGUCCUCGUCGCCAUUGAGCGCGUGGCACGCCAUGCAUCGCCACUUGCCAACCUCAGCGAGGCUCGUAGUGCCAGGAGGUGCUUGGCCAUUGACGAGGCGGCAUGACUGGCAGAUAAGAGCAAUGCGGUUCUUGGGUGACGUCUCGUCCUCGCCAAGCAACACGUCAAAGAUGCGGUCGUACCAGUGCGAUUCGGGGUAUUGGGCGGCGCUAUAGCCUGGUGGUGGUGGGCGGUUGGAUGGCGAGAAGGCGUUUGGCGCAAACUCCUCGCCGGGCUCGAGCGACGGUAUAGGAGCAGUAUGUUGCUGUUGCUGUUGCUGUUGGUGAGGUGUUCCAGGCUGUUGCUGUUGAUGCUGUUCAUUAUGCAUUGGCGGGCGCUGGAUAUUCGCAGUCGGGGGAGGGGGAAGGUUGGUGCGACCAGGUUGAGGACCCUGCUUUGGGGGCUGCUUGGCCUUGUCGGUAGCCUCUUCCGUCUUCUUCUUCUUCUCGCCGCCGUAUUUCUCAAUCAGUUCGAGUGUUGAGUCAUACUUGGUCGCAUCCUUGAGCUUCUGGAUCGUCUUGGCGCGCUCAUCUUGGUGUGCCUUGAGGCGAGCCGUCAGGGAGUCGAUGCGAUACGUGUAGAAUGUGGAGAUGAGCUUGCGCGUGACGUAGAUGCUGCGCUUGUUAGCAAUUCCGGU
[Torrubiella] hemipterigena is the source of this 4439-nucleotide messenger RNA. The record is from the annotation of a GenBank genome assembly. NCBI's taxonomy places the organism in Eukaryota, Fungi, Ascomycota, Sordariomycetes, Hypocreales, Clavicipitaceae.